UUCAUGAAACAUGGUUAUUGAAAAGGGAAUUGAGGUGUCAUUAUUCUUUGCUUCUCUUCUUCUUAAUUUCUGUUUUGGAUCCUUUGGUUCUUCUCCAAAGAAACUCUAGCGAAGAACACCGUUCAAUCUGUAAACAGGAACCGAAAAAGAGCUGACCCGGUGUUUUAAGAACAACUCAUCAAAUGAUUUCAGAUCCAAAUCUGGUACUCUAUGCUUGCAUUGCGAAUGGACCCACGAUUAUUGCGGAAUUCUCUAGCAAAGAACAGCCGGGAAUCGAAUCGUUGGGCCGGAAAUGCAUCGAGAAAACCCCUCCUUUCCAUUCCAUGUUCUCUCACACAGCUUGUAAAAGAACCCACACCUUCUUAAUCGACGACCCUUUUGUCUAUUUCAUCAUAUCCCACGAGGAUCUUGACAAAUCCGAGUCCUUUUUGUUCUUGAAUCGCUUGAAAACUGCUUCCGAGGAUCUUCUUCGAAGAGGUUUGAUCGUGGGUACUGAUGAUUUGACCCCGAAUUGUCUCCAGUCCCAUUUCGAUCCAAUCUUUUCUGAGCUAAUGGGCUUGGAUUUGGUGUUCAUUGGAUCUCCAGGCAAAGACAGUCGGAACCCAAGUAUGGAUUCCGACAGAGGCAAAGGAACCAUGGCGGCUCCGCUGUUGGAGCAGCCGAUUAAGGGGUUAAAAAAGAAGAAGAGGUUCGGGGGCUUGGAGAUCAACGGCGGUGAGGGCAAAGACUGUGGCGGUGGAAUUGGGAUGGAUAACAUGGUUGACGUGAGUGAUGAUUUUAGAGAUUUCUCGGUUUCAAUGCAGAAGGGUGGCGCUUUGGGUAGCGGCGGAGAAAGGCAAAAGGCCAAGAAAACUUGGAAGAAACAUGUAUGGGUGGUUUUGGUGUUGGAUCUGCUCGUUUGUGCUACUCUAUUCGGGAUUUGGUUGUGGGUUUGCAGAGGCCUUCAAUGCAUUGAUGCUUGAAAGUUGAAACUUCUCUCUCUUUCAAUUUUCUGGCUUCAUUGAAGUCUUUUUGUUGUUGAUUUUCAGUUCUUUUUUUUCAGUUAUUGGUUUGCAAAAUGAGAUGUAAUUGCACCAAAAACUGUUCAUACCUACAGCAUACAGAUAAACAAAAACACCACCUGCUGCCAUUGUUGUUGAAUGCUUCAUGUUAUUGUCUCUUUAAUCGAUUAAAGACCAU
This is a messenger RNA of Hibiscus syriacus, 1179 nucleotides long. RefSeq names its product phytolongin Phyl2.2-like. Lineage: Eukaryota; Viridiplantae; Streptophyta; Magnoliopsida; Malvales; Malvaceae. Gene Ontology annotation, cellular component: membrane. Bases 183 to 962 code for a protein of 259 amino acids. The record is from RefSeq and is a predicted model, not a curated record. The transcript is spliced from 2 exons.